Artibeus jamaicensis (Jamaican fruit-eating bat) is the source of this 2787-nucleotide messenger RNA. RefSeq names its product epithelial splicing regulatory protein 2 (gene ESRP2). The record is from RefSeq and is a predicted model, not a curated record. The transcript is spliced from 15 exons. Bases 537 to 2690 code for a protein of 717 amino acids. Gene Ontology annotation, molecular function: RNA binding. NCBI's taxonomy places the organism in Eukaryota, Metazoa, Chordata, Mammalia, Chiroptera, Phyllostomidae. Gene Ontology annotation, cellular component: ribonucleoprotein complex.
ACUUCUGUCACCCCCAGACCAACUGUCGCGGCGCCCACGGCCUCUGACUCCUGGCGAUUUUCACAGGAGUGAAUUAGGGCGACCCUGAGGAUUAGAAAAGGCCUCUGCUUUUGCCCUUUUCUGGGCUGAGGCCUUAUGGUUGGCGGAGGAGGAGGAGGUGGAGGUCGCCCUAGAAAUCAGUCGGCUGGGGGAGUGGGAGGCUGGACCCUAAGUGCGCGCCCAGCCGGGGCGCGUGUGAGCGCGCGUCCUGGGGUAGGUUAAGCGUCCUUUCCUCCAUAGCUCCCAGGGCCGCCCUCGGUCACGUGGCCCGCGGGGCCCGACAGGUAUCUCGCCCAGAGAGGGCUGGGGCUGGUAGCUGCCCCGCCUCGUCGGGCGCCGCGGGCGGGUCUCGGCAGCGCCCACUGCUCCAGCCGGGCCGCAGGUGCCGCCUCCGACACACAGGGUCCCGCCCAAGCUGAUCCGCGUCUGCCGACGGUCGGUGCGUGCGCCUCGUCGGUCCGCGCGUGUGUGGCCGAGCGCCCCCCUCCUCUGUGGCCAUGACUUCGCCGCCACCCCAGCCACCGUCCCUGGGCCCGAACCCUGCCCCAGACUCUGCCGCCGACCCCCACCCAGAGCCUGGACUUCUGGUCGUAUUGUUUGGGGCCACAGCCGGUGCCCUGGGGCCGGAUCUUGGCUCCGACGAGACCGACUUAAUCCUGUUAGUGUGGCAAGUAGUGGAGCUGCGGAGCCGACAGGUGGGGACGCUGCACAAGUCACUGAUUCGCGCCGAGGCGCCCGCCCUGAGCCCUCAGUGCCGCGAGGCGAGUGGCCUGAGCGCCGACAGCCUGGCGCGGGCCGAACCACUUGACAAGGUGCUGCAGCAGUUCUCACAGCUGGUGAGUGGGGACAUAGCUCUGCUGAGUGGGGGCCCCUAUGUGCUCUGCACUGAUGGGCAGCAGCUACUACGACAGGUCCUGCACCCUGAGGCCUCCAGGAAGAACCUGGUGCUCCCCGACACCUUCUUCUCCUUCUACGACCUCCGCAGAGAGUUCCAUGUGCAGCACCCAAGCACCCGCCUUGCCAGGGACCUCACCGUGGCCACCAUGGCACAGGAACUGGGGCUGGAGACAGAUGCCACAGAAGAUGACUUUGGGGUCUGGGAAGUGAAGACAAUGGUAGCUGUCAUCCUCCACCUGCUCGAAGGUCCCAGUGGUGAAUUGUUUUCGAAGCCCGAGGUGAUAAAGCAGAAAUAUGAAACAGGACCUUGCAGCAAGGCUGAUGUGGUGGACAGUGAGACCGUGGUUCGUGCCCGGGGGCUGCCCUGGCAGUCAUCAGACCAGGACGUGGCUCGCUUCUUCAAAGGGCUCAACAUUGCCAGGGGUGGUGUAGCACUCUGCCUCAAUGCCCAGGGCCGCAGAAAUGGCGAGGCCCUCAUCCGCUUUGUGGACAGCGAGCAGCGGGACCUAGCGUUGCAGAGACACAAGCACCACAUGGGUGUCCGCUAUAUCGAGGUAUAUAAAGCAACAGGAGAGGAGUUUGUAAAGAUCGCAGGGGGCACAUCACUAGAGGUGGCGCGUUUCCUGUCAAUGGAAGACCAAGUGAUCCUGCGGCUUCGAGGACUGCCCUUCUCUGCUGGGCCAGCAGACGUGUUAGAAUUCCUGGGGCCAGAGUGCCCAGUGACUGGGGGUGCCGAUGGGCUGCUCUUUGUACGCCACCCUGAUGGCCGGCCCACAGGUGAUGCCUUUGCACUCUUUGCCUGUGAGGAGCUGGCACAGGCUGCCCUGCGCAGGCACAAGGGCAUGCUGGGUAAGCGAUACAUUGAACUCUUCCGGAGCACUGCAGCCGAGGUGCAGCAGGUCUUGAACCGUUACGCAUCCAGCCCACUCCUUCCCACAAUGACUGCUCCAUUGCUGCCCAUUCCCUUCCCACUGGCAGCUGGGACUGGGAGAGACUGUGUGCGCCUUCGAGGCCUGCCCUACACAGCCACCAUCGAAGACAUCCUGAGCUUUCUCGGGGAGGCAGCAGCUGACAUCCGGCCCCACGGUGUGCACAUGGUGCUCAACCAGCAGGGUCGGCCAUCAGGCGAUGCCUUCAUCCAGAUGACGUCAGCAGAGCGGGCCUUAGCUGCUGCUCAGCGGUGCCAUAAAAAAAUGAUGAAGGAACGCUAUGUGGAAGUGGUCCCCUGCUCCACAGAAGAGAUGAGCCGUGUGCUAAUGGGGGGCACUUUGGGCCGCAGUGGCAUGUCCCCUCCACCCUGUAAGCUGCCUUGCCUCUCACCACCAGCCUAUGCCACCUUCCAGGCCACCCCAACACUCAUUCCCACUGAGACGGCAGCUCUCUAUCCUUCUUCGGCACUGAUCCCGGCUACCAGGGUGCCUGCUGCCCCCACCCCUGUUGCCUACUACCCAGGGCCAGCCACUCAGCUCUACAUGAACUACACAGCUUACUACCCCAGCCCCCCAGUCUCUCCCACCACUGUGGGCUACCUCACCACGCCCUCUGCCGCCCUGGCCUCUGCUCCUACCUCAGUGUUGUCCCAGCCAGGCGCCCUGGUCCGUAUGCAGGGUGUCCCAUACACAGCUGGUAUGAAGGAUCUGCUCAGCGUCUUUCAGGCCUACCAGCUAGUCCCUGAGGACUAUACCAGCCUGAUGCCUGUUGGUGACCCAUCUCGCACUGUACUACAGGCCUCCAAAGAAUGGGUGUGUUUGUAGGUGAGGGCGUCAGAAGGUAAGAGCUGGCUGACGUCCUCAGCUACCAUGUCUCUCCUGUGUCCAGAGAAGCAGUGCCCUCAACCUGGUGGCUUCCUGC